CCCGGCCCGCCCACCCCGCCCGCCCCGGCCGCCCCUGCCAGCCCACGGCCGCUCACCUUGUGCAGCACGAAUCUGGUCUCAAACACCCCACUCUUCACCAAGUCGUCCAGGGUGUCUGGUGGUCACAGGAGCGUCGGGUCACACGGAACAGGGGCGAGGGGGAACCGUGCCCUGCCCUCCCCGCCCACCAGUCCUUACCACCAGCGGCCGUCGUGUUGUUUAGUACAAAGUUGACAAUUCGGAUUCUGGAACGCAAGCCCUGGUCAGCAUGGCCUGAGCUCAGCCCGCCUCCCUAACUCCCCCUGCUGCCUGGCCACCCUGUGGCUCCAGGAUGGGUCUCCCCUGGGCAGGCCUCCCCUGCCGAGGCCCAGUGCCCCAAUGUCCCCUCCCAGAUACGGGGCCUAGCUCCCCCCAUCACACCUGCACCUGCAGCCCUGCACAGCCAGGGCACACCCUAUGCCUGCACAUGCACGGAUCCUCCUUGUGCCCUCUGAGCCCCCUCCCUACGGGGACACCAAGGCUCAGAGAGGUUGGGUAACCUGCCCAAGGCCACAGCGCCAGGAACGGGCACAGCUGGACGCUUGGGCGCAGAGCCACACUCCUCCAGAACACCUUCUGACAGAUAUGGAAACUGAGGCAUGGGGCUCUGCCCCUGGGACCUGGGACCUAACCAUGCCUGGAAACCUGACUGGACCAGCAGCAUGGCAGGAACUGCAGCUGCCGGUGGGCCUGCCCGGUAGCUCUCUGGCCUCGGCGGUCGGCCACGAGGACGUAAUCCCACGGCUCAGAGGCCUCGGGCUGGAGGGAGGAGGUGCGGGGCUGGGCUGGCACCAGGCACAGGGCAAGGGCGGGACCAGCCUGAGGGGCCCCCGUGGAGACUCACGUCACCGGUGUUGACCUCCAUCAGCGGGAAGCUGUCCCCUUCCGUCCCCAUCGGUCUGGAGGCUGUCCUCACCCUGGGGGUAGAGGGUAGACAGAGGCAUAGGGCUCAAUCCUGGCCCGGGUGCUCCAGCACGGAGGGGGCCAGUGUUAAGCUGGGGGUGAACAAGCAUGUGGUUCCAGGCAGGGCUCAGCGCCAGGAGCACAGCCAGCGGGGCACUGCGUGGGGAGGCUCUGGGUGACACCAGCAAAGGUCCAUUUGGAAAUAGAAGCACAGAGCUGCUGAAAUCCUCAAGAGAGGACGAGCAGCAGACCAGGAUCUCACAGACGAGCACGCAGAGGGGAGGGCGCAGAGGCCGCGGGCAGGCGGGAGAGCACGGGUCAGGUGCCCAGACCGCCUCCUGCCACCCUUGCCGAUGCAGGUCGGCAUGGAGGUCAGGAGUUCCCCGGGCAGGAAUGGGGGAAGCAAAAUCAAACACCCUGGACGGUACAGCCCGGCCCAGCCAGCCCCAAAACCCAGAGAGAGGAUGCUCCCAGAGGCUAUUUCACAUAAAACUCAUGCAAAGAAUCCAAACUCCCAUCAGCGUGUGGACGGUCGAGGGCUCGGUGCCAUCCCGGAUGGCGGGAGACCACGCGGCAGGAACGUGGUUGGGCUGCUGCCACGUGGGGGGCCCGGGGACCACCUGGCAUGGCUCUGAGGUGGGUAGAGGUCAGUCCAGGGAGCAUCCGCACCCAGGACAGAUGGACAAAGCUCGGGGCGAGACUCUUUGGGAGAAACGGCGGCCUCGGGGCCCCUCCGACUGUCCCCGAGCUACUGUGGCGGCACAGCCGCGGUUACAGGAUCUCUCUUCCUCCCCCACCCCCUCCCUUGUAGACUUGACACAGGAAGUAAGUGUGGGAAGGGGACAGCGAGAGCCCCAGAAGACAGCCCCCAGCCCGGGUGACGAAGCCCUAGGUCGCAGUGAUGGCUGUGGCCCCCCGACACAGUCGGGAUGUUAUGGGGGGGCCCUAAAGCAGAUGGUCCUGUCUCCGCCCCAGAAAACAGCAGCCUCUCUGCGGAGCCUGGGCAACUGGCCGUGGAGAAGCUGGACGGCGGCACCAGCACAGACAGGAGGCCCGAGGGCAGGGGAGGUGACGUGCCCCGUGGGACCCUGCGCAGCCGCGGGCACUGAGAGGGACACGGGGGAAAGCUGGCGACGUCCGAGUCCAGGCGGCACCGUCGAUUGGAUGGGUGCUCAGGCGAUGGGGCUGCGGCAGUGUCGGGGAGCCCCCCCCGCUGUCUCCACGCCCUGUGGGGGUGUCCGUGCAGGUGCUAACGCUGCACAGGGGGGGCGUGUGGUCAGGCCCCCCCGCGGCUGCAGAGGGCAGCAGGCUGUGGCUGGCCAGAGGCCAUGGGGCUGCAGGAUGUGGCGACAGGGACAGUGAGAGCAGGUCACACGCCGGCUUUGGUGCCCAGAGCCCGGGCUGCCAACACUGUCCCCUGGUGAGACCGCCUGUGACCGUCCACCUGGCUGCAGGCAGCGCUGAGAGGGUCCCCAGCUCAGUCCCGGGAGGCGCAGGGAUGCUGCAUGUCUCAGGGUGAAGGUGCGGGCGAGACCCCGGGGGCCCCACUGGGACGCCCCACCUCUCCCCUGCCAGGCUGGCAUGUCGGGGCGCUGCCCCAGGGGGACCCGGCCUCCUCCUGGCUGAGGAGCUCCGUGUGGCCCUGGCCGUCUGCCCCCGCAGGGCAUCGUCCUCCCCAGCCGCCCGCUGCCAGCCGCCACCCGGCCCCCCACGACCCAUGGCUCUGGCCUCAGGAUGGCCCCCUCCCUGCCCGGCCCAGCCAGCCUCCCUGGAGCACCGCCCAGGGAACUCCGAGCCACGCAGCAUGUCUGAAUCCGAGCGCAAGUGUCCCAGUUCCUGUGUGGGACGCACUUGCACUGAACAAGAGCCUUUCAUGCAGAGCUCAACUUCACUGGGAACUUGUUCUUUAGUCACUUCAAACCCUGCAACCCUAGUCCAGCCCCCCAAUGCCACGCGUGGGCGCGGGGAACCGGCCCACGCCGGGCCUGGGCCUGCCUACUGUCUCCCCUCUGCCCCAGGCACAGAAGCCAGAAAACGGCGUCACAUCCCCUGCCCCCCCCCCCCACGCCACUGCUCUCGGACUUCGGAAGCCAGCGUCUCGUGCCCCACGACACCGCCUCUGUGCCCCGGAGCCCCUGGCACUCAGGGGUGGGCUACGGCCUCCCAGAACCACCCUGGGCCAGAGGAGAGCCCGCUCUUCGCAGACUUGCAGGGCAGGGAGGGCCUCGGGGCUGGGUGCGUGCAUCUCAGGGACGAGAGGUCCUAAGUGGAUGGUCUGCCCCUCCCUGCCUCCGUCCCCCAUCCCUCCCCCUGCGCAGCUGUCAGACCACUGUGUCCCCAAUCCACUCGUGACCCCCCAGGCCCUCACGGGUGAUACGGCCUGCUCUGUGUGCAGCCCUCGCGGGCGGUACGGGCUAUCGGGGGACACGGAGCCUGCCUGGAGCGUGACCUUGGCCCAAGGCCACGAAGGGGGUGCAGCUUUCCUGGUAGAGGAAACAUGUAUGGACAGGCUCUGGGGGCCACGUGCAAUCAGUGUCCAGGGGCUGGGUGCUUAGUACUCCCAGGGACUCAGGACUCAGCACCUCCAAGGACAUGGUAAUUAAUACUCCCAAGGACUCAGGACUCAGCACCCCCAAGGAUGUGGUAGUACUCCCAGGGACUCAGGACUCAGCACCCCCAAGGACGUGGUACUUAGUACCCCCAGGGACUCAGGACUCAGCACUCCCAAGGACGUGGUAGUUAGUACCCCCA
Messenger RNA from Canis lupus familiaris (dog), 3693 nucleotides. RefSeq names its product nascent polypeptide-associated complex subunit alpha, muscle-specific form-like. NCBI's taxonomy places the organism in Eukaryota, Metazoa, Chordata, Mammalia, Carnivora, Canidae. The record is from RefSeq and is a predicted model, not a curated record. Bases 1051 to 2304 code for a protein of 417 amino acids. The transcript is spliced from 3 exons.